Molecule: messenger RNA, 1762 nt
Organism: Parasteatoda tepidariorum (common house spider)
Lineage: Eukaryota; Metazoa; Arthropoda; Arachnida; Araneae; Theridiidae
Biological process (GO): sodium ion transmembrane transport
Cellular component (GO): plasma membrane
Molecular function (GO): ligand-gated sodium channel activity
Source: RefSeq, a predicted model, not a curated record
AAAAUACUUGCUAUGGGAAUACCGACGUUCAGACAAUAUGCCAAAUACGUUUUUAAAAAGACACUCAUUUCGAAUGUUUCUGGUAUUGUUUCAACCAAAUCGAUAAAGAAGGCCCUCUGGAAAUCAUUGGUGUUCGUUGCAUGCAUAAUAGGAUUCUUUUACCAAACUGGCGAUUUUCUAAAUUUGUAUUUUACCUAUCCAACAAUUGUUAACGUGGAAGAAAGUAACCCGUUUGAAGUAGUUCUUCCAGCUAUAACUAUUUGUAGCAAUAACAGAUUCAGUCGGCAAGUUUCAUGUGAAAAACACGGUAAUUGGUGCACAUUUUAUGAGAAUGAUGACUUUUGUGAAACAUAUUCUCGAUUUUGUAACACACCCAAUAAUUAUUACAAAAAAAUUCCUCAAAAUGUUUUUAAACAGUUUGAGGAGAAUAAUAAAUCCUGGGACGUUGCAGAUGAAUUAUUUCCAAAGCAGCCAAUCAUUCGUGAGUGCCGGAUGGGUACAAGCAUAAAAAGUUAUGAGUGCAAUGGCCUGAGCCAUACGAAUCAACAAAUGAAAAUUCCUUUUUUGAGUGUAGACAAUAAACCGUCAUACUGCUACGUAAUAGCAUCCCAGCUUCAUCAGCCAGAUUCUCAAGAAGAAAUAUAUCCGAAUUCAUUGUAUUAUGAUAUAAAACUGAAUACUUAUGCUGAAGACUACUUCUUCAUCGAUUCUCCGGUUGUAUUGUAUAUUGCAGUCCAUAAUAGAAAAGAUCUGGUAAACCCUUUCAGGAAAGGAGUGACUCUUAAAGGCGGUCACGGAUAUCGAGCCUUUGUUUCAAUGGCUGAAGUAGAACGACUCCCUUAUCCAUAUAGUACUAAUUGUACAGAUUAUAUCAAGCUCUGGCGGGAAAAUGGUGGCAAAGGACCGCUAACUCAAGUAGAAUGCAUUGAAUAUUGCAAAUUAAAUUUCAUAAAAUCUAUUGGAGAGUGUGUGGAUGAACAUAUAUCUUAUUCUCACUUAGAAGAACUCUGUGCAACAGGUCAUGAAACUAUUACCUAUGACAUUAUCAAGGAUUGUUUUAAGCAAUGCCAGCCAGCAUGUGUGGAAAACUCAUACGAAGUCACCUAUGAAGAACUUGAACUUGAUUCUCAAAAUUGUACACUGAAAAUGGAAGGAUGCAGACUUCAAGAAGUUGAUAUAAAGUUUUCGUUUCGCCAGUUUCAACUGACACGGCAAGUUUUUCAACCUAAAUUUGAUAGCAUUGAAGUUUUCAGUUAUGUUGGUGGUUAUAUGGGCAUUUGGUUAGGUAUAAGCUUGGUAUCCAUAUUUGACGUUUUGGAAUCCAUCAUGAUGUUACUUUGCUUUUGGAUAAGGACCAAAAAAAGAAGGAAAAAACUAAACAUAAAAUACGCAUAAAGUAUGACAGUGGAGCUAAGGCGAAAUACAGUUUUUACAUGAAGGGAUGCCAACUGUUCUGCUUUCUGCAUAAGUUUUAAUGAAUUGGUAGCAAAUUAAAAAGUGAAACUUGCUGAAUAAGGAUAAAUACGACUACUCCUUAAAAGAGUACGUACAAGAAAACCGCAAUAAAGUUGCAUUUCAUACGAUACUUGGAAUUUUUGAUGUGUAGUGUUGGAAAAAUUAUUUUAAAUGAAAAAUACUAAACUAAAAUUAACUUAAAUUUCUUUACCACUCGAGAAAAUUUAUUACAAAGCGGAUCAAGUUGGCAUCUUUGUACAUGUUUGGGUUGUUCUUUUUAUUUUAUUUCGCAUUGUUUUAUUUUAUU